Molecule: messenger RNA, 1695 nt
Organism: Homarus americanus (American lobster)
Lineage: Eukaryota; Metazoa; Arthropoda; Malacostraca; Decapoda; Nephropidae
Product: collagen alpha-2(XI) chain-like
Exons: 5
Coding region: 1-1695 (564 amino acids)
Source: RefSeq, a predicted model, not a curated record
AUGAACAGCUGCCCCCAGGGUCCGUACAGUGACAGUCCUCCCUGGGGCCUUCCCAUUUGCCCUACCAUCUGCGACGGCUUUAGUGGCUUUUCCAGGGGUGUUGGCGCUCCUAGGGGACUUACAAGGGGCCCUGUCAGGGGCUGUGGUUCCCCCAGUGGCCUUAUCAAUGAUGAUAGCGCCGUCACAGACCCUCCCAGAGGCGGUUGCGUCCCAAGGGACCCUCCUAAGGGCUACCUCGCCGCCAAGGCUAUCCCAGGGGCGACGGAGCCCUCUGAGGCUCUCCCAGGGGAAACUGUGUCUGCAGGAGCCCACUUAGGGAGGACGGCACCCCCAGGGAAUUUCCAGAGCUGCCCCCAGGGUCCCUACAGUGACAGUUCUACCUGGGGCCUUCCCAUUUGCCCUACCAUCUGCGACGGCUUUAGUGGCUUUUCCAGGGGUGUUGGCGCUCCCAGGGGACUUACAAGGGGCCCUGUCAGGGGCUGUGGUUCCCCCAGUGGCCUUACCAAUGAUGGUGGCGCCGUCACAGACCCUCUCAGAGGCAGUUGCGCCCCAAGGGACCCUCCUAAGGGCGACAUCGCCGCCAAGGCUAUCCCAGGGGCGACGGAGCCCUCUGAAGCUCUCCCAGGGGAAACUGUGUCUGUAGGAGCCCACUUAGGGGGGACGGCACCCCCAGGGAAUUUCCAGAGGGUCCGUAUAGUGACAGUUCUACCUGGGGCCUUCCCAUUUGCCCUACCAUAUGCGACGGCUUCAGGGGCUCUCCGAGGGGAGUUGGUGCUCCCAGGGUACUUACAAGGGGCCCUGUCAGGGGCUGUGGUUCCCCCAGUGGCCCUACCAAGGAUGGUGGCGCCGUCACAGACCCUCCCAGAGGCGGUUGCUCCCCAAAGGACCCUCCUAAGGGCUACCUCGCCCCCAAACUCUAUCCCAGAGGCGAGGGAGCCCUCUGGGGCCCUCCCUGGGGAAACUGCGCCCCUAGGAGCCCACUUCGGGGCGACGGCGCCCCCAGGGGAAUUCCCAGAGGUAGCGGCGCUCCCAGGGCACCACCCAGGAGUAUCGGUGCCCCCAAGGGCUAACCCAAGGAUGGUGGCGUACUUAGGGGCUCUCCCAGGGAAGGUGGCGCCCACAGAGGCCCUCCCAGCUGCAGCGGCAUCCUCAGUGGACCUCUCAGGACUGUGGCCCUACAGUGACAGUUCUACCUGGGGCCUUCCCAUUUGCCCUACCAUAUGCGACGGCUUUAGUGGCUUUUCCAGGGUUGUUGGCGCUCCCAGGGGACUUACAAGGGGCCCUGUCAGGGGCUGUGGUUCCCCCAGUGGCCUUACCAAUGAUGGUGGUGCCGUCACAAACCCUCCCAGAGGCGGUUGCGCCCCAAGGGACCCUCCUAAGGGCGACCUCGCCGCCAAGGCUAUCCCAGGGGCGACGGAGCCCUCUGAGGCUCUCCCAGGGGAAACUGUGUCUGCAGGAGCCCACUUAGGGGGGACGGCACCCCAAGGGAAUUUCCAGAGUGGCCUUACCAAUGAUGGUGGUGCCGUCACAGACCCUCCCAGAGGCGGUUGCGCCCCAAGGGACCCUCCUAAGGGCGACCUCGCCGCCAAGGCUAUCCCAGGGGCGACGGAGCCCUCUGAGGCUCUCCCAGGGGAAUCUGUGUCUGCAGGAGCCCACUUAGGGGGGACGGCACCCCAAGGGAAUUUCCAGAGGUAG